AAGAAGGGGGUGGGGGAGGGGAACGAGGAUCACGGAGCUGCGCAGAUGGCCCCCUGCAUGCCCCAUGUGCUCUUUCCCUGCACCCCUCCCUGUGGGAGGUCAGAUGCAGGAGAGGUCCCGGGGUAGGUAGGGGUUCCGUGGGGAACAGGCUGAGAUGCAGCAGGCUGUGGGAUCCCUGGGGGGGGGGGGUGCCCCCUAGCCUUACCAGAAGGCAAGGAUGGGGCCAGGAGGGCUGCAGGGUUGAGGAGGGUAGGUGACCCCAGGCGUGGGGACCUGCGAAGCAGCCAGACCUCCCCCUCUGGCGCCUCAGUCCAGCCUAAGUCCCGCCUGCUUGCCACACCCCUGACUCACUUCCUUUGCAUGGAAGCGGAAACCUCCCCAGAGCUUCCUCCCCUCCUCCCGGGCCCCAGGGACCCACAGGUGCUACUCACUCUCCUCCGUCCUGGCCUGAGCUGGCCCAGCUGGGCCCUGACCCCACUGGGACCCUCCCCAGGAAGCCGGCAUUUUCUGUGUCCUGAGUUGCAGCCCCAGCCUCUGGCCUGGGAGGGGGCUGCCCUUGGUGGGCCAGGGGCCAGCCAGAGCUUAACCUGACACAGCUGCAGGGAGGGCGACCUGCAUGCAGAACGCCGCCCCUGCGCCAUGGACGGCGGCCAGCCCGGUCUGGAGCCCGCGGCCCCGGGGCCCAGCAUCCCCGGCCCGAGCGUGAUCGCGCCCCUGCGCGCCGUGGUCCGCCUGCGCCGCCGCGUGUGCCUCCUGCGCAAGCGGCGCCUCCUGCCGCCGGGCGCCGGGCCUGCCUUGGGGCCCGGGGCGCCCAGACCCGGCUGCAGCUCAGGGGCGCCGCCCGCCGACCCGGACCGGCCACAGUUCUUCACCUUUGACGGCCCGGCCGAGCUGCCGUCCCGGACGCCGCGCAAGAGGCGCCGGCGCAGCCGCGUGGUGCUCUAUCCCGAGACCUCGCGCAAGUGCCGGCCCCACGCCGAGCGCCGCAGCCGCGCGCAGCGCUGCCUGCUGCUGCUUGUGGCCAUCGUGGGCUUCCAGGUGCUCAACGCCAUCGAGAACCUGGACGACAACGCGCAGCGCUACGACCUGGAUGGGCUGGAGAAGGCGCUGCAGCGCGCCGUGUUCGGUCAGCCUGAGGCCGUGGCUCGCAUAGUGGCGCUGCUGCGGGACUACCUGGCCACGCACGUGCACAGCCGCCCGCUGCUCCUGGCGCUGCACGGGCCCAGCGGCGUGGGCAAGAGCCAUGUGGGCCGCCUGCUGGCGCGCCACUUCCGCUCGGUGCUGGAGGACGGCGCCCUUGUGCUGCAGUACCACGCACGGCACCACUGCCCCGAGGCACGGGCGGCGCAAGCCUGCCGGGAGGAGCUGGCUGCGCUGGUGGCCGACGUGGUGGCGCGGGCCGAGGUGGAGGAGAAGACCCCGCUCGUGGUACUGGACGAGGCGGAGCUCAUGCCCCCCGCGCUGCUGGACGAGUUGCACGGCUUCCUGCAGCCGCAGCGCGCCCACCCCUUCCACAACGCCAUCUAUGUGCUCCUCAGCGGCGUGGGCGGCGCAGAGAUCACGCGCUUCGUGCUGCAGAACGCAGCCAGCGCGGGGCCCCAGCGCCCUGAUGCCCACCUUGAGCCGGCUCUGGCAGCCGCUGUGCAGACCGACGAGGAGCUGCGCGCGCGUCUGAGGGUGCUCCUGGUCCGCGAGCACCCGCUGUGGCAGGCCGCGGCCAUCGUGCCCUUCCUGCUGCUGGACAAGCAGGACGUGGUCAGCUGCUUCCGGGAUGAGAUGGCCGGGGAGGGCUUUUUCCCGGAGCAGGCCCGUGCUGAGCUCCUGGCGGCGCAGCUCAGCUACUACCGGGUGGCCGGCCGGGAGUUCUCUGUCACUGGCUGCAAGCAGGUGGUGGCCCGGGUGAACCUCUUGUAGCGUAGGCACGACUGGACACGGUGGCUACGAGUGGACACAAUCCGAGGUUUGGGUUGGUGGUGGCAGGAGGAGGGACGGGGCCUGUGCAUUGGCCUGAGGCCCCUAAUAAGUCUGUCUCUGGCCCCUCCCCAACCUGUGGUUUGCCCAGGGACCUGGGGGAGCUAAUGGGCUGGGUCAGUUCACCCCCAUCAGAGCCCCCAGUCUGCCUGUGUAGGGUCCCUAAUCCAGUCGCUGUGCCUGAGCGCGCCCUGCAGGUGGUGGGGGAGGUGCACCAUCCAGGGUCCAGGCUACAAGGAUGCAUGAUGGCCUCAGAGAAGGGCAGUCCCCUGCAGCUGGCUCUGACCUCUGCUGUGUGGGGUGCCCGCCGCAGCCCUCAGACACACUCAUGCAUGCUCUGUUCAGCCCUCGCACACUUGCCAGCCCUACAGGCCACAAGCCCCGGGACUUCUCCAGCUGGGGGAAUGGGGGGUUACCCGGGUUCCCCCUGGACUCCUGGAAGGCCACGGGCUGCGUGGGUCUCCACACAGCAAGGCGAUCCAGGGGACUCCCCUGAAUGCUUUGGAAGGUGAGGGGACUCUCCCAGAGAGAUAGGGGCGCUGACCUCUUGGCCCCCCGCCCUGGGCAGCAGCUUGCUUCAGGACGCUGAACUGGGGAGGCUUCAAGGUACAGACCCCUGAGGCUCAGCUGCAGAGCUCUGCAGGUUUUCAGGCGCCAUAGGCACCCUUUGCAUGUGGCUCCCAGAGGGCAGUGGUUGCGUCCACGUGGCCCCCACCAGCUCUAGUGGCCCCCGCUGCCCAUGAGCCCUGCGGUGGCCUCCGUGCUCCCACCUGGUGGUCUUGGGGGUGUGUUCCUGGUGCAGGCCUGGCCCACCCUGGGGGAGGGACAUGUCCCCACCCCCCACCCCUCCCCAUGGUCCGCAGACUCCCCCUCCCCGUGCUGUCCACCCCACCUGCCCUGGCAGUCGUCGGGCCCAGGUAGCAAAAGCAGGAGGCGCCCGGCAGCCCAGAGAAGCUCUGUGGACCCUGGGGUGAUGGGGUUUGGCGCAGGGCAGGGAGGUGCCCCAGAUACUGGGGAACUGUGUUCCCCAAGGGGCUCUGGGGGGGAUGGCCAGUGCAUCCACCGACCCCACAUGCUGAGUAGCUGGGGAAAGAAGCCCUGGAGUCUAAGGCUGAAUGGGUGCCAGGGUAGCCCGUGUCCAGCCCGGAGGUCCUAGGCCCUGACCCCCAGGCACCCAGGGCAUGCUGCUCACUUAGCCUUCUCUUUGUCACUUUGUUCUGUGCCUUUUAGUUGUCCUGCCUUUUUAUAUCUUGCUUUAUUUUUAUUUUAGUUUUCUGGUGCCCCCGCAACUCCCACCACGGCACACAGCGUCCCGUCUGUAAUGGGUUGGCACUUAUACCCUGAGCCACUUGCUGUGACCAGCUGAGGGCCAGCCCACCCUCUGCACCCUCAGGCCAGUCUCACCAAGUAGGGCAACACUGUCCUCUUAUCCAACCCCACAUAUGGGACAUUAUUUUUAUAUUUAAUGUUUACUGAUGUUUAAAUUUUAUUUUACUGAUAUAUUUAUGAACGAGUUUCCUCUGUUUUGGAGGCUCUGUAAUUCCCAUUGUGCUGUAAACUAGCUUCCCAGGUUCUGUACAUGCCUGUGGGACUGUUCUCAUGCUGGGGCACCACGCUGCCCCCAUGACUGCGGCUUCUUAGUCUGUAGAAGUCAGGACAGCUGGCAGGACGUCCUUCAUGAAGAGUUACUUGGCUCUUGGGCUUUUUUCACUUAGAACUUGGUUUUGUCAAAUUUUUUUUUUUUUUUUUUUUUUUUUUUUUUUUUUAAGCAGGGUCCAUGCCCAGUGUGGAGCCCAAAGCUGGGCUUGAACUCACAGCCCUGAGAUCAAGGGUCUGACGCUGAACUGAGCCACCAGGCGCCCCUGACUUUGUCAGAUUCUUUGGAAAACCUUUCAGGAUUUGAAUUGGGCCCUCACGGAUCCACAGGCCAGUGAGUUUGGGAAGUGUGCUUCCAUCACACAGCCAUGCAGUCACCAGGCUUGAUCGCACACACGCGUUUGACUGGACUAUGUCAUGUUCUGCUGACAGGUCUUGCUCACAUUUCUGAGAUUUAUUCCUUAAAACCAUAAAGCAUUUGGUUGAUGUCACAAAAGGUCAGCGUUGUAUAAUCUAACAUACACCUGGGAAAGUAUAUAAAGCAAAAUCUGCAUUUGAAGCUUUAUCACAAAGCUACAUCCCCCAUACUGGUGGGGAUGUGGGAUGGGCCAGGCACCUGGACGCUCUCAAGGCGGCCCCACUCCCUGGUGCCCCCUGCCCAGCCCAGCAAUGACCUGACCUGCCAACCCCUCGAAUCACCACCUUCUGCUCUUCCCACUUGAACCACCCAACUUCACAGCUCCAACCAGUCUGUUUUACUUUGUUCUUCACGUUGCAACUUUCCUGUUUAAUUUAAACAAAAGCAAAAACAGCUCGAUUGACGUAUCAUUUAUACACCACAAAAGUCACUCCUUUUAAGGGGAUGAUUUAAUGAUUUUUAGUAACUUUGGAGACUUGUGCCACAAUGCAGGUGUGGGAUCUUUUCACGACCCCAGAAUGAUCCAUCCUGCUGCUUUUCUGUGAAUCCGUUUCCACCCCUUCCUCAGGUAACCACUAAUUCUGUCUCCCAAGGUUUAACCUUUUCUAAAAUUUGGCGUUGCAGGUAUGUGGGCUUUUUAGCUUUUUGUGUCUGACUUCUUUCACUUACUGCUUUUGAGGUUCACCCAAAUGGGUAGGGCUUGCCUUUGUGGGCGCCUUUCUCCGCAUUACAUGGACCAGAAGCAUCCCAUGCACAUUGGGGUUGUUUGCACUUGUUGGCUAUCAUGAAUAAAUUGUGCAAGGGACAUUUGCCCCAAAUUUC
Molecule: messenger RNA, 4807 nt
Organism: Canis lupus familiaris (dog)
Lineage: Eukaryota; Metazoa; Chordata; Mammalia; Carnivora; Canidae
Gene: TOR4A
Product: torsin family 4 member A
Exons: 2
Coding region: 640-1914 (424 amino acids)
Cellular component (GO): endoplasmic reticulum lumen; nuclear envelope
Molecular function (GO): ATP binding; ATP hydrolysis activity
Source: RefSeq, a predicted model, not a curated record